This is a messenger RNA of Phlebotomus argentipes, 1702 nucleotides long. RefSeq lists its product as uncharacterized. The record is from RefSeq and is a predicted model, not a curated record. Lineage: Eukaryota; Metazoa; Arthropoda; Insecta; Diptera; Psychodidae. Gene Ontology annotation, molecular function: zinc ion binding. The coding region runs from base 92 to 1135 and encodes 347 amino acids. The transcript is spliced from 2 exons. Gene Ontology annotation, cellular component: nucleus.
UAGAGUUUUGCUGAACUUGCAUUUGACGCGUCGACGCAUUGCGAAAACGAGGAAAACGAAUAGGGAAAAGUUGUGUCCAUUGUGAUGAAAAAUGCUUAAGAAUGUUAAGAAUCUGUGUCGCGUGUGCUCUGGACCCGGAGACUAUGACAUCUGCGCCCCAAUUCCCUUUUACUUGCACGAAAUGGGCCUACGCGAAGCUGUCAGUUGGCCUCACCCCAUUCGAGUCCUUUUGCAGGACGUCCUAAACAUUCCCGUCCUGCCGAACGAUGGACUGCCUCAGAAGAUGUGUUCCGUCUGCAUAUCUUACAUGAAACAUGCUGUCAUCUUCCGGAAUCAGGCUUUGACCUGUCGCCUGGGCAUAAUAAGGGCAUCUCAGGCAGGAGAUUGGUUGUGUGGCCACCACACGAAUCCCUUAAUUGCUCAAACUGUACCCAGAGCAGCUGUGACUGUUGAGGAUAGGAAUGACAAGCGGAAGCCCGCCAAUGCAACGAUCAACAAGUUACUGCCGAAAACAAAGCCACUCAGCGUCUCGAGGGGCUCCAAAGACAUUCCCCGGAUGACGGACAACAUGCAGAAGAGCGAGGGAUACUUUGGCUACCGACAGAAGGCCUUCGUGGAGGAUGACAUCACGCAGAUGAGCAUGUUCGAUGGACAGAACUUCGCUGCGAAUGCGCCUGAGAAGCUGAGCGAGCGCAAGUGUCUCUUCUGCAGGAUGCGCUUCAUGUUUGAGGAGACCUAUGAGGAGCACACGGAUCAAUGUCUGCUGAAGAGGUUCACCGAGUUUAUCAAUCAGUGCAAUCAGGUGCUGCAGCUGAAGGUGGAGGACAAGAUAACGCAUCAUGAGUUCGUGCGGCGAAUGGUUUUCAUGCUGCAAUCGAAUCAGGAUAUCCUGGACAAGCUCAGCGAUGGCCCAGAGCCCCCGAAUGACGGCUCUGAGGAGGAAUCUUCUCUGGCCGAUGACUUCUCGGGCCUCAAGAUCUGCACAAAGCGACUUGAGCAGGCGGUGAAGCAGCUGACAAUGAGCACAGAACAGUCCGUGGGCGAGAGUGAGCUGAAGAAGGUGAUUUGCCCGACUUGCGGCAAAGGAUUGCCGACGAUUUCCCACCUGGACAGCCACAGGUUCACUUGUCGCUGAAAUGUGUUCCAAGAUCUUCAAUUAGUUUAAGGUAAGAACGUGCGAAGUGUUAUAUGUUUUGUGAUCUAUGUGAUAAAUAGAAGUCGAAUGUGUAAAGUUCUGUGAAAAUACCUGCCAAACAAUGUUAGAAUGUGCAGAAAAUUCACAAGUUUUCACGUCAAUCAAUGCCAUGACUUGUGUUUCUGUCAGAUUUUAUUGAAUUGCAAGUGAUCUUCCUACAUUGUAGUUCUUAUAGAAAUGAAGAGAGAGAGAGAGAGACAACGUCUGCAGUUGACACAAGUAUUAUUUUCACCUGAUGACGGCCGAAAGACGCAGAAACCCUUUUAAUUUAAUGCGAAGUGAUACAAUAUUGUGACUUCCGCAGUAAAUUAAUCACAAGUCCAUUUUGUCUAUUUAUUGUCUGAGGAAAUGUGACUCAUUUUCCUUUUUAUCGAGUAAGAUUGACGAAUAUCUGUAAGUGUAAGAUGUAGAGAAGAUACUAAAAAAAAAGUUCCAUGUACUCAAGAUGAAAGACACACACUCUUUGUAACGUAAUAUUUUUGCUGUGAAAUACAAUUUUGUGAUGUA